Molecule: messenger RNA, 1512 nt
Organism: Lachnellula hyalina
Lineage: Eukaryota; Fungi; Ascomycota; Leotiomycetes; Helotiales; Lachnaceae
Product: Delta(24(24(1)))-sterol reductase
Exons: 3
Coding region: 1-1512 (503 amino acids)
Biological process (GO): ergosterol biosynthetic process
Cellular component (GO): endoplasmic reticulum membrane
Molecular function (GO): Delta24(24-1) sterol reductase activity
Source: RefSeq, a predicted model, not a curated record
AUGCCUGAGUUCGGUAUCCAAUCUCUACCAGGCGCUCCCCCAACGAGCUGCCACCCUCGUUCUUUUACCACCCGGGUCAGAGGCCUCUCAACUUCAUCUGCCAAAGCCUUCAUCUCCAACGCCAAAUCAGUAGAUGGCUGGAAGCCAGGAGAAGAUCCCAAGGUGGAUCAUUCCGGUCAUUUCGAAUUCUGCGGCCCUUUGGGAGUCAGUACCAUGAUAGUCGGCUUUCCUUUACUAAUGUACUACAUGUGGAUCGGUGCGACAUUCUACGACGGUCAAUUCCCAGUCCCUACCUCUACGGAGUCUUUCGGGAGCUUUGUUAGACAUCUCGCAAAUCUGGUGUACGAACACGCCUUCCCGAGCACAAAGGCCUGGGCCAUCUACUGGACAUUCUUCAUCACUGAGGCUGCAUUCUACUGCUAUCUUCCUGGUGUCCAGGGCUACGGAAAGCCACUAGAUCACGAAGGGGGAAAGCAACUCGAGUACCAUUGUAGUGCGGUCUGGUCAUUCUACAUCACCAUCUUAGGAGCUGCCGCACUGCAUUUCACAGACAUCUUCCCGCUCUACACUGUCAUUGACGAAUUCGGACCCAUAUUGUCAGUUGCCAUUAUCUCAGGCUUUCUCGUAGCCGUUGCGGCUUAUACGUCUGCUUGGUUCCGCGGCGUGCAGCACAGAAUGACAGGCUAUUUCAUGUAUGACUUCUUCAUGGGCUCGGAACUGAAUCCCAGGAUUGGCACUUUGGAUUUCAAGAUGUUUUUCAUGGUCCGCAUGCCUUGGUUCAUUCUCUUUGGCAUAACAUGUGCUACAGCUGCAAAGCAGUAUGAGGACUACGGUUACGUCUCUGCUGAACUCAUGUUCCUGGUCAUGGCUCACUUCAUAUAUACCAACGCAUGUGCCAAGGGCGAAGAGUGCAUCUUGACUACAUGGGACAUCUACUACGAAAAAUGGGGCUUCAUGCUCAUCUUCUGGAACCUCGCCGGUGUUCCCCUUAGCUACUGCCACUGCACGCUCUACUUUGCCAACAACCUAGCGAUAGCAACCGAAUGGUCGAUUCCGGCCUUCCGCACCCCCGUUCUCAUCUUCCUCUUCACAUCCUACCUCUUCGUAUACUGGGUCUGGGACUCGACCAAUAGCCAGAAGAACCGUUUCAGGCAACAAGAGCGCGGGCAACUGGUCGUGAGGAAUACCUUCCCGCAACUUCCGUGGCAGACACUUACGAAGCCCCGCACGAUCACCACCCCAUCUGGAGACAAGAUUCUCGUCGAUGGCUGGUACAAAUAUGCUCGCAAGCUCCACUAUACCUGCGAUGCGUAUUUCGCGCUUGCCUGGGGCGCCAUUACCGGAUUCGAGAGCCCGUUCCCGUGGUUCUACCCGGUGUUCUUUACGGUUAUGAUCCUGCACCGCGCGUAUAGGGAUAUCCAACGUUGCAGGGUGAAGUAUGGAGAUAGUUGGACGGAAUAUGAAAAGAUGGUUCCUUAUUUGUUCAUCCCGACUCUGGAUUUGAGAGUAUAG